AUGGCAAUGUUUCCAGGCACAGUUGCUUUUGAUGAAUUUGGGCGUCCAUUUAUAAUUAUAAGAGACCAAGAAAGACAAAAACGGCUCACCGGCAUAGAUGCUUUAAAGUCUCAUAUUCAAGCUGCCCAGCAAAUUGCUAGCAUAUUGCGCACAUCUUUGGGCCCCCGUGGCCUUGAUAAAAUGAUGGUUUCUCAAGAUGGUGAUGUCACUGUAACUAAUGAUGGAGCAACCAUUUUGAAACUUAUGGAUGUUGAACAUCAAAUUGGCAAACUCAUGGUUCAACUAUCACAGAGCCAGGAUGAUGAGAUUGGUGACGGCACCACGGGAGUUGUUGUUCUUGCAGGUGCACUUUUGGAACAGGCAUCCAUCCUGAUUGACAAAGGUAUUCAUCCAAUACGCAUUGCCGAUGGGUUUGAAAUGGCAGCAGCAACAGCUCUAGCACACUUAGACUCUAUUAGUGAAGCUUUCCCAGUGAAUAAAGAUACCCGAGAACAUCUCAUUAAGGUUGCAAUGACAACUCUUGGUAGUAAGGUUGUGGUUAAAUGUCACCGUUUGAUGGCAGAAAUAGCUGUUGAUGCUGUUCUUUCAGUAGCAGAUCUAGAAAAACGAGAUGUAAAUUUUGAACUUAUCAAAGUUGAAGGCAAAGUUGGAGGUCGUAUGGAGGAUUCAAUGCUUGUGCGUGGUGUUGUUAUUGACAAGACUAUGAGCCAUCCACAGAUGCCUAAAGUUUUAAAGGAUGUCAAGUUAGCAAUUCUUACAUGCCCAUUUGAACCUCCUAAGCCUAAAACUACACACAAAUUGCAUGUUGGCUCAGUAGAAGAGUACCGAGAAUUGCGCCAGUAUGAGCAUGACAAGUUCUUGGAAAUUGUGCGUCGCGUAAAGGACACUGGUGCUACAUUGGCCAUCUGUCAGUUCGGUUUCGACGACGAGGCGAACCACUUGCUUCUAUCGCAAGGCCUGCCCGCCGUGCGAUGGGUGCACGGCCCCGAGAUGGAGCUGAUAGCGAUCGCGACAGGCGGCCGCAUCGUGCCUCGCUUCGAAGAGCUCACACCCGACAAGCUCGGCUCAUGUGGGCUUGUUCGUGAACUCACUUUUGGCACAUCCAAAGAUGAGAUGUUGGUAAUCGAGCAAUGUUCGAAUUCACGCGCGGUGACCGCUCUGGUGCGAGGCGGCAACCGUAUGAUCGUGGAUGAAGCCAAACGCUCCGUGCACGAUGCGCUAUGUAUUGUGCGCAGUCUCGUGCAGGAUUCCCGCGUUGUUUAUGGAGGAGGGGCGUCUGAGAUAUCGUGUUCACUGGCAGUGGCGCGUGCGGCAGAGAAGUUGUCGUCACUUGAUCAAUAUUCUUUCAGAGGUUUUGCAGAUGCACUUGAAGCAAUCCCACUCGCAUUAGCCGAAAACAGUGGUUUGUCUCCAAUUGAUACUCUAUCUGAAGUCAAGGCAAGGCAAGUCACUGAGAAUAACAGCAAUCUGGGAGUUGACUGCAUGGGAUCAGGUUCAAAUGAUAUGAAGGCAAUGAAUGUUAUAGAGUCUCUUCACUCUAAGAAACAACAGAUAGCUCUCGCCACACAGCUGGUCAAGAUGAUCCUUAAAAUUGAUGAUGUAAGGUCACCGGCUGAUGGAAUGGAA
Molecule: messenger RNA, 1626 nt
Organism: Iphiclides podalirius (scarce swallowtail)
Lineage: Eukaryota; Metazoa; Arthropoda; Insecta; Lepidoptera; Papilionidae
Source: the annotation of a GenBank genome assembly